AUGUCAACACAGCAAGAAGCAGCGAACAUCGGCAAAGUGCUCAACUUUCUUCGAGAAUGGGACCGUGGUGACAGGACGGUCCGCAGCCGCAUGUUGAACACCUUUGUGACUCAAAACACAGGGAAGACGUUUUAUGAGCUGGAGUGUGAGUUUGCACAGGUGUCCAGUCUCUUUCUGGCUCGACUCACCACGUGGAUGAGACUCACAUACAUGUUUGGGACAUUCUUGGGACUCCAGUUGAGAGCAGUCAGGAUCUUCCUGUCUGCAUCAAGCCACGAUCAAUACCUGAUGGAGUUCCUGGAGGAUGGAGGUGUUCUCACUCUCUUGGACAUCUUGAGCCACACUCAGAGCAAAGAGGAGGACAAGGCAGAAGCCCUCCAUCUACUGCUCACUGUCUCAAAUGCUGGUCGCAAGUACAAAGAGAUUAUCUGUGAAAGCCACGGUGUCAAAGUCAUAGCAGAGUGCCUGGCCGACUCAAACACUGAGGAAACCCAAGAGACAGCUUGGGCCCUGCUGGAGUCCCUGUCCCAUGGGAAUCCUAAAUACCAAACUCAAAUCUACAAAAGCCUCAUUGCCCUCAUGACAUGUAGCUCUCCUAAAGCCCAGCAGCUGGUCCUGCACACCUUACGCACUGUGCAGUCCAAAACAAAGACGGCCCAUCACAGCAUUGUAGAGCCUCUGCUGAAUAUGCUCAGGUCCCUGCACCUGGAGGUCCAGGAUGCAGCUAUUAAUCUUAUCUUAGACCUGAAGUGUUAUGAUGUGAGGCCGGUGCUGCUCAGUGGCCUGGUGGCUCUGCUGAGACCUACUAAAGAAGAAACAAACUCACACCAGUUCACAGAAGAGGCUGAGAUGAUCAAGGUGACUGGAUCUCUGGCUGUAUUCGUGCAACAAGCUGCUGCAGCUAAAGCUAUACGGUUGCUGGGUGAGAAAGAUCAACAGCUUUCUCAUGAGCUUCUCUCUCUUGGAGUGAUUCAGUGUCUCCUGCAUUCUGUGGCCAACAGAGAACACACUGAUGCCCAAAUACAAGCCAGCCUGGCCUUGGAACACUUUGUCCGCUCAUUCCCAGCUAUAGAGGAACCUGUUCAGAGAGUCAUGGGCAGCGCACUGUUUGCAGCCUUCAUGCACAAAGCUGAGACUUUGUACAUGAAUCUGGAUGAAACACAAGCAGAAAUCCUGCUAAACAACAAAGUCAAUAUAACUGGAGUUUUGGAUGGUGAGAACUGUGACGGCUGACAAAAAGAACACUUGAUGAAUUUUAAUGAUGCAGAUAAAAAAAAG
Messenger RNA from Toxotes jaculatrix (banded archerfish), 1278 nucleotides. RefSeq names its product armadillo like helical domain containing 1 (gene armh1). The transcript has 11 exons. The record is from RefSeq and is a predicted model, not a curated record. The coding region runs from base 1 to 1233 and encodes 410 amino acids. Lineage: Eukaryota; Metazoa; Chordata; Actinopteri; Toxotidae.